AUGGCUACUAAACCUAGUUCCUUGGUUGCAUACGCUGUGAUGCUCAUGAUCAUGGUGGCUUCUUCCACAGUGACAUCUCGUCCUCUCAUGAAACCAACCGUGUCUGCACCUUCUCCUUCCACAAGCCUUGUCUACCGUCUCAGACUCGAUGAAGAAACAGGUUACUGCUGGGACUCACUGAUGCAGCUCCAACACUGCUCUGGAGAGCUGAUCUUGUUCUUCCUCAACGGUGAGACUUACCUAGGCCCUGGAUGUUGCAGUGCUAUAAGAACCGUGGGACGCAAGUGUUGGACUACUUUGAUUGGUGUUCUUGGUUUCACUCCUCAAGAAGGUGACGUUCUCCAAGGCUACUGUGAUGAUGACCAAGACUCUGCAAAGAAUGCUCUUGCCUCCUCACCACUGCCUAUGACUCUCAAGUUCAAGCCUAGUCAUGUUGUUAGAUCUUCUAACCCUUGAUUCCAGAGCUUAUGAUUUGUUGA
Molecule: messenger RNA, 479 nt
Organism: Eruca vesicaria subsp. sativa (arugula)
Lineage: Eukaryota; Viridiplantae; Streptophyta; Magnoliopsida; Brassicales; Brassicaceae
Source: the annotation of a GenBank genome assembly